CGACCGGGUUUUUCUUUCCCUCCGUAUUUCCAUAUUUUCAGAUUCCAUUUUUUCGAUUCGAGAGAAAUUCGACUCGAUGGUUUUCUUCGUAACGUAAACGUUUACCUUUACUUUUGAAUUAACGCACGCUCGAAAGAACAACGCAGAAUCGGACGACGAAAAUAUGGAGAUUCAUGUGUGUGAGAGAGAGAGAGAAAAGAAAGGAAGGAAGAAAAGAGAAUGAGAAUAAUAUUGUACGCGUUUUUUGUACUACACUCGUUCGACGCAUCGCUUCGCCUCGUUCACGCGACGGAUGAGGAGGGAACGACGUUGGCCGGGGUGGAGAAGAGGGAGGAGAGGGAGGAGGAGGAGGCGGAGAUGGACAUGGAGGAGGUGGGGAUGACGGAAGAGGUUAUGGAUCCGAAAAUAAAGAUAACCGAUGUGCCCGACGUGGAAGAGACAACCGAGGAGUUCGACCCGAGUUGGGACAAGAACAAGGUUAUACGGGACGUCGCCUAUUACAUUCGUGGCCACAAAUUUGGCGAUUUCGAUCGUCGUUACUACAAGAGGUACGAGGACGCGGUGAGCAAACCGUACGAGGAAUUCCCCAAGCCGGCUCUCAGAUCUCUGCAUUGGGAGGUGCACAGGUACUGCGAUGCGAGUUUCCUCGAGUGUCUGAGAUAUCUGGAGGGCGUCAUCGAGCAGACCGCGCUGAAACGGCAGGACGACACCAUCACCGCUAUAAAUGAACAGAAAUGGGUUCUACCCGACAAUAUGCAGCAGAUACUGUCCGUUCAAAAGGAAUGUCUAAACGCGAUGGAGCGUGACAAAAAAGUGAUGCCGCCGUUCGAAGGUCCGAUAGAACGAUUUCAGUGGCGCACCACGGUGAGUUAUUACAUGUGCUGGUACACGAUGCUCGGCGUUCCAGAGCUGAGCAUUUUCGGGGAGCCGUGUGACAAUCACGCGAACUGCGAGAUCCGGCCGACGGGGGACCCGAGGGCCGAUGACACGGAACCGUAUGCCUGCGCCCUUUACAGCUUCUGCCCAGAUCAUUGUUGUCCCAUGAAACGUAUCGGGGAUAUGACGGAUUGCCACCAGUCGGAGGCCAACCCCUGUUACGCUGGGAACGAGCCAGGCAACAGAGAGUGCAAGUUGGACCGAGAGAAGAAUCAAGAUUUUUUGAGCUUGGUCGGGAAUCAGAUCAACAUCAGCUGCCAAUGCGGCGAGCCCGGAUACGAGUGGUCGGCGAGGUUCGGCCUUUGCGUGGACGUGAACGAGUGCGCGAGCGGCGAGCACCGUUGCUCCGUAGAGGAUGGCGAGACGUGUUGGAACAUGGCCGGCGGUUACGAGUGCGUUUGCAAAUUUGGCUACACGUACGAUCAGGAGAAGAGGGAGUGCGUGGUGAGCCCCGAGGUUGCCUUGGUGUUGGCGGGGUGGAAGGAGGAGGAGAACGUCACCGAGGAGAAGAACAUUAUCGAGAUGAUCGUGAAAACUCUCGCGAGAGCGGCCGCCAAUCGCCCCGUGAUCGAUCGUUCCAUCCUUUUUACCGUGAUGGUCGUUCCACGCCUCUUCUUCGUUCCGAGAAAUAGUCAGGGAUAACACGAUCAUACUUCUUUCCCGCUUUUUAAACGUUUCAUAGAAUGAUGGAAUAAGACACAUAGAGAUAAUAAGAUUAACGAGCGACAAAAUUUGACAAUGAAUAUUGAUGUAUUGGUUUACCUGUUUGUUCCAAUGGAAGGGGAUCUUGUUGCAAAUUAUCGUUUUAUAAAGUUAUUACAUAUUGUAUUUAACUUUUCACUACUUUCAUAUAUGUAUGUAAUCAAUCGAUCAGAUAUGUUACAUCGUCUAGAGAUGGUCUAACAUUGUAUUAUGUUAAGAUACAAUUUUAACGAAUAAUUCUUUUUAAUUAAAAUAUCGCGUGGAUCAAUGGUUAAACCACUCGUUCUCUUUGUUUUAUUCCUGGAUUUAGAGUAGCGUGGAUCGAUUGUAAUUGCGAUGAUGACUGUGACCAAGUCCAAUAAUAUCAUUUCUUGUGUGCGGAUAAUUAAUCGUUUUUUAGAUUUAGAAAUAUGACGUUGUAAUUACGUGUCUCGAGAUCAAGGAUACAGCGAUGAAAAAUGAUAUAGAAUACGAUAAUUAUUGUAAUUUAAUGAUAAUAAGAUGUAAUAGGAUAUGUAAAUAAGGCGAGAUCGAUUAAUAUCGCGAAACAAUUAUUCGUGUGAAAACGAAUAAGCGAGAUACUUGUACCUGCGAGCAAUUCAAAUUUUAAUCUUGGCGUGCAAUAGCGGCGGGCGCCAUUUCGUACGUUUCUUGCUCUAUCGCGGCUCCUCUUGGACGAUUAUUUGCAUUGGGGGGAGAAAAACAAUAUUCUCCCGUUGCUCGCGCGAUAUUUAGCAUAGUAAUCGUGGAUGGAAAAUGGAAACCUCGUAAUGCAAAGCAUCUCGCUUGCACGAAACACACGUUUUAUUUUUUACACGACCCUUGAAAACGAAGCCGGAUAAAUUCGAUCAGCCUUUGUAACCUCGCGGUGACAAAUGUUGCUUUAUCGGGAAAUUUAUCACGGUUCGAGGGUGUUUAAAGCGCGAAUACGAGGUGCAUAAAGUUAGCGUUUAAAGGGUAGUUUCUCCUCCACGCUCCACCCUUAUUUUUCUCGAGAAAAACGACCCUUGACGGCAAUCCAAUUUUCCUCCGCGCCCCAGUCAGUUUAAAGCGAUCGUGGUUGCGUAUAUCGUUAACCGUAUCAAUCCUGCGAAAUGUUUGCAAAAUCCAUGCGAUUAUUUUUAUUUCAAUUAGAAUAUGCUUGGAUAUAUUUACAAAAUUUGACAAUGAAUAUUGAUGUAUCGGUUUACCUGUUUGUUGCAAUGGAAGGGAAUCUUGUUGUAAUUUAUCAAUUAUCGUUUUGUAAAGUUAUUACAUAUUGUAUUUAAUUUUUCACUAUUUUCGUAUAUGUAUGUAAUCAAUCGAUCAGAUAUAUUGCAUCUUCUAGAGAUAGUCCAACAUUGUAUCGUUAAGAUUUACAAAUUUAACGAACAAUUCUUUAUAAUUAAAAUAUCACGUGGCAAGAGACCAACCUAUGUGUAAUCAGAAUCGAUUGGUAUCGGAUGGAGAAAAAAAUUUAAUGAACGAUUCUUCACAAUUAAAAGUUUUAAUUGAAAUUUUAAUUGAAGCAAUUUGCAUAUACGAUCGAAACUGAUCGAAGACAAAACUUAACGAACGAGUUCUUUAUAACUGAAGUUAAGGUUGAAACGAUCGAUAAAUAGAUCGAUCAAAAUUGAUCGAUAUCGGCCGCCAAACAUACACAUGCCGUUUAUUAUUGGGAAGAAGUCUCGCGGAAGGAAUGCGAAUCUGAUUGAAUUAAAUUGAGUGCUUUUUUGUUUCUUCACCAUGGUCAUCCAAAAUAACGAUCUGUAUCUAAACCUCGAUGUUCUAAUCGACUUAACUAGAUCCAGAUGACUUAGAAGUUUUACUAAAAAUGAAAAACUAAAAAUUAUAUAAUUCGGUUCAUAUAGAGAUAAAUAUAUAUGUAAUAAUUUCCAUUGAAUAACAUAAAAAAGUAAGGAACGAAAAAAGAUAAUAGUUCUAAUUAAACUGUGAUUAAGAUCUAAUGAUAAACUUUGAUUAAUUACCUUUGUAUGAAGAAAGAACUUAAUAACUUAGAAUUUUAACUAUAAUCUUAAAAUGAUCUAGAAUGAGCUAAACAUCAAUGCAUUAGAAUAGGCAUAGAAUCCAAAGAAUUCUAACAUAUUUGAUAUAAUAUAAAAAUUUUUUCAUAUGUUAAUUAGGAUUUGUAACGAUAAUUUAAUUUAUAAAUGUAAUUUUGUGUUCGAAUAGUUAAGAUAAUAAUUGCAUAUAUAAAAUAUUUCCUAACGUAACUUCAUAAAUGAAAAUAAUUUUCACGACUUUGAACGUUCAAAUUAUAGCUCAUCAUGUAUCCGUGUGGUGUCAGCAUUGGCAACAAAACGUGUGAAGUGGGGAUAAAGGUCCCUCUUGCCUUUGUGCCGUCCCGCCAGUUUCUUUCCAGUUUUCGAAUAGCGAACAGCAGCUUCGACGUCGAAAAAAAUCUUUAAGACUUAACAUCGAGGAAAGUAGGAAAAAUCGAUCUCUCGACUCUUGCAUCGCGUUUCAAGCAUGUUUCAAAAUGAAUUCCACACUCCAUGGGAAAAGGAACGUGUGAUAAAGUGAUUUAACGUAGCGAGAGGGAUCACUUUAAGGAAUUAGAUUGGUGAUGCGUAGGCGGGCAUAAAGACGUUACUUUUCUACGCUAUUAGCCAUUUUUCCGCCCUUUGAGCGCUUUCAUCGGGAGCUGCUUUAAAAGAAUCCUCGUUUCCAUGUGUAAAUCGCGCCCGAUUCAAUCAUCUUCCAAGCAUUUUUAUUUUCCUUAACUUUUUCCACUCGAUGUAUCGAUUUUUUUUUUUACUUUUUUGUACUUUUUCCUCGAAGUUGAGCUAUGCUUGGGAAAAUUCUUUAAAAAAAAAUUCCUUCUAACUACCGAUAAUUUUUCCUUUCGCGAAUCUAGUUUUUUUUUUUCGAAAGAUUUUAUUAAGGGGGAAGCACUUGCUAAGCUACUUACAAAUUGAAACGUUUCGCGUUGUUCGACAAGCUUCUUUUUUAAAAAUGUAAUCGUAUUUAAUCACGUCAUUUUCCAAAGGUUAUUAAAACUUUGAUUUUUUAAAUUUGCCUGUUAUAAAAGUUUUUUUUCUUUUUUUUUUUUUAGGAAAAAGUUGGGAAACAACCUGAGUCUAAUUUAACGCAAGCACGGUGAAAUAUUGUUGGGGAUACCUUCGAUUCGUUAUGGUACGCUUUGAGUAAUUCUGCCAAAGAGUUUCCUUACCUACUAAGAGUGUACGAUUAUCAGAACCAAGGUUCAUGCAGGAUAGUUACUCCUCUCCUUUCAUGAAAUUUCGUUGGACAGAAAUUCAAGCUGUUCAGACGAGAAUUGAACAAGUCGGUCAAACACACGAAUUCCCCGGGAAUAAUAUUUACAAAAUAAAAAGAUAGAUACGAGAGAUAAUCGACAAACUUUAAGCUCGAAAUAAUCGAGAACGAGAAAGAACUUGAAACGUUCUUUCCUUCUGUGCUACAAAGCGAAAAUAAUUCGGUCGAUACGUGUUCGUUGCACACGUGCGUCGAGUUUCUUUCCCGAACCGAUAACUGUACACAUUCUCGAUCUGUACAGAAGCAUAAUCGGAAAAUACCUCGAGAAACAUCGGAUCGACCGUAUUGGAAUCGUGUUUUCCACUUACUUUUCUUGCUACACGCCAAUUCAUAAUUGUUAACACGCGACGUCUCGGCCUAAUAAUUUCGUAAAUGUUUUCUUGCUAAACUGCGCGAUUUAAAAUUCUAAUUUCGCGUGCAACCGGCUGCUGGCGCUGCACGCUUUGCUAUAUAUUCCGUGCUACACGAAUACAAAGUCUCGUGAUGCGAGUUCACGACCUAAUCGAAUAGAAUUAAUUCUUUACGAAUUUUAAAUGUUUCCCCGGUUUCCAUCCGUUUAACUCGACCGAUUACAUAUUUAGAUGUUGAUACACGAGCAUAUAUUUUACUUCACAAUAAUUAUUGCUGUACGAAUGAUGGAAUUGAAGUUUUUGAUUGGUUAGUAACUUAUUCAACUUGGAUCAAAAUUAAAUUUAAAUAUUUCUGUUUCAAUAUUUUUGUCCGAUCAUUAGGAUUUAUUUUAUGAUACAAUAUUGCGUUGUUGAUUAUUUCCAUUAUGUUCUUUCAAUAGGAGUAGUUUUUGCUAUUGUUUCUAGAUUUAUUUAU
Messenger RNA from Apis florea (little honeybee), 5739 nucleotides. RefSeq lists its product as uncharacterized. Lineage: Eukaryota; Metazoa; Arthropoda; Insecta; Hymenoptera; Apidae. Gene Ontology annotation, molecular function: calcium ion binding. The record is from RefSeq and is a predicted model, not a curated record.